Paramacrobiotus metropolitanus is the source of this 2481-nucleotide messenger RNA. Its product is annotated as ephrin type-B receptor 3-like. The coding region runs from base 218 to 2206 and encodes 662 amino acids. The transcript is spliced from 9 exons. Gene Ontology annotation, molecular function: transmembrane receptor protein tyrosine kinase activity; ATP binding. Gene Ontology annotation, cellular component: signaling receptor complex. NCBI's taxonomy places the organism in Eukaryota, Metazoa, Tardigrada, Eutardigrada, Parachela, Macrobiotidae. The record is from RefSeq and is a predicted model, not a curated record. Gene Ontology annotation, biological process: cell surface receptor protein tyrosine kinase signaling pathway; protein phosphorylation; multicellular organism development.
CCUAGCCAGUGCUUAUCGAAGUGUCUGAACAUUAAAUUUGCCAGACACGGAAUUAACCUUCAUUUGCAGUACCAAACGAAACCGCUUGCAGUUUUUAAUUUUCAAUUGAAAUGUUUCCUGGUUCAGUGUUGUAUUAGUUUCACACCAUUCAAUAUGCUAGUGCGCCGAUGUGCAUGAAAUUGUACUGAAAUUAACGUAAGUACAUCUGUCCGGUGCAAUGGCGCCGAUUCCCGUUACGACAGAUGCCUCUUCCAUCUCGGUGUUCAACAAUCCUGGACACCUGACGCUAGUUUCCGCCACGGCAAAGGAUGCAGAGACUGGGACCGUUACGUUUUCCUACAGCAAUCAAGGAGUUCCAGACAACCUUUGCACCUUAAUUAUUUCGUUGCGUCCGACAUCCAGUGGGCAGCGGUCCGGUUCAGUGCAAUAUUCCGUUGAACUUCACGAUGUCGCGGUUGAAACGAACACCAUUAAGAAACCCAUGGUGAUAACGUUCAGUAAAUCGGAAUUACUAUUGGGUGAAACCUACGAAGUAGCUGUGGAAGGUCAGGACUGUAAUUUCAACUGGGAGCGGAUCCCUCUCGGCAGCAGCUAUCUGAUCACCAUCCCCACCUGCUUGCAGACCACGAACAAUAACUUGAUGCUUUGCGUUCCGCCGGCUCCAACAAAUAUCAGAUGGAAUUUAACUUUACUGGAUGAUGUCCGCUGUUUAUCUUCUGCGGCUAUUCAGUGGGAUCGACCGGCAGUCUUGAAUAAUACUGAGCACGACAAUUCGCCGCAUUUGCCCAACUUCCGUUAUGACGUCACUUGGAGCAAGAAGUUUAUGUUCGAUAUGUCGCUCAGUGAUUACUCUCCACUGGAGGGCAGCUUGUUGAAUGUCACCCAAGAGCAGACUGAUGUGGAUGCUUUGACAAGUGGCACUUAUGACAUCAAAAUCUGUGCACGCGGUCCAGCUGGAUGCAGCCGAUCCGCAGAGAGUUGGAUUACAGUUUCCGGCUGUCAUAAUGCGACGCAUCAUUCGGACAACAAUAAUUUCGUUCUCCCAUCUGUGAACACUACUAUGCUGUCCACAACAAGUGCAGCUCUUCCACAGUCUGUCUCGACAUACAGCGGUUUUUAUGGGAUAUUUGGGGGACUCGUGGGAGCACUGCUGAUUGCGUUUGUUGUGCUUUAUAUGGUUAUCUAUCGACGUAAACCGUUUGUGUGCGCCAAGAAGCACCUUGCCAAAUGCCGCACCAACAAGGCCGCUGGUCAACUGCUACCACUGUGUCGGGGAUUCGAUAAUUUGCUGUAUCUGGAGAACGCACAGAAUACGUUCGGCGUGCAGAAUGACAUCUAUCUCCAUACUUCCAAAGAAGACAUUCCCCUUGAAAGCCUUCAGCCCAGAAUGAUUCGCGAAAUUGGAACUGGAGAAUUUGGCGUUGUCCAAGAAAUCUCCAUUCGACUGCCGUCAUCCGACAAGGAAACGCAUGUGGCUCUUAAAACCAUGAGAAAUUCAAUGGUGGAAUCUGAACGAAACUCCCUCGUCCAGGAAAUUCAGACCUUGAGAUCCGUUCCCACCCACAAGAACGUCGUGGCAGUGGUUGCCAGCUUGAUAAACAAUCAGCAGGUGUAUCUAUUGAUGGAAUUGUGUUGUUACGAUCUGCGCACGCUAGCUAAAAGGCGCCGAUUCACUUACGACAAUGAAUUUGCUGUGCAUCGCGAAUUUCUUGGCUAUGCGAUUGGUGCGGCGGAAGGCAUGGACCAUUUGUACCGCUACAAAAUAAUUCACCGGGAUUUGGCUGCGCGUAAUAUUCUGGUGACGGCGGAUGGUGUGGCCAAGAUAUCGGACUUUGGUCUGUCACGGACGAUGCAGAACCGGGAUUAUUACCGCCAAAUUUCCCAUGGUAAAGUUCCUUGGAAAUGGUUGGCUCCAGAAUCACUGGAAAGCUGGUGUUACUCGACGUGGUCUGAUGUGUGGGCGUUUGGUAUAACCAUGUGGGAACUGUUUUCUUUCGGAGACGCUCCGUAUCGUGACAUCAGUAGCAUCGAUAUCCUGUUUCAUCGUUUGAAGAACGAGCGUUACGUUAUGGCGAAACCGCAGAUUUGUCCGGAAAAUGUGUACGAGAUCAUGCUCGCCUGCUGGAAUGUUGACCCGAAAUGCCGUCCAGGUUUUGCUGCACUCCUGCAGCGUUUGUCAGCUGUUGUGGAAUGUUUGCCGUUUUAACUCUAGCUACUUUCCGACUUCGCAUUUUGCAUGGUUUUAUUUUGUCGUCUUGCAGUUUGGAUGUAAUCACUUUUCCAUUGUCCACCACCACUGCCGAUUUUUACGUUUUAUUGUGUAAUGGCCAGCUCAUUGGUUUUGCCUAUCAUAUCGCAUAUACAGUACUUUUUGGGUUCAUUUUACCGUAUCUCUUUGUCUUUAUUUAACAGUAUUUGAAAAGCGACUUGUUGCUGCAUAAUGAUUGUUGCUUCUAAUGGCCGCGAUACAUAUACACGAUA